AAUGUCAUAGAUGUGACUCCGAAUCAGAUACCACUAGUAUCAGAUACACAUGACUAUCUAAAUGUAACACAUAAUUAUUACUUCAAAUCUCCUCACAGUGACUAGCUAUCUCGUGAAUUUGACUGAAUAUUUUGAUAAUUAUAAAGUUAUUGUCUCAUAUUUAUGAUAAUAAUAUACAUAUCUAUAUGUCAAUAUAUUAACGAUGAUACGAUCAUAUUUGUGAGGUACUAAGUCAUUAUUCGAAAUAAAUAUAUACAAAUACAUAUAAAGAACAGAACAGGGUCACAUUUAGGGUAUACAUUUACUCUUUACUUCUGACGUGCUGUGCUGUUUUUGUAAAAGAGGGCGAUCAGCAGACUGUGUGUGUUGUUGUUGUUGUGUGGUUUAGAUCGAAUAUAGUUUUGUGUUCAUGUCAGACUUUAACUGGAAUGUAAUAAAUGUCUCAAACUGAGAAAAAAAACUCGGUAAACGUGUUAAAUCAAAUACAAAUUCCGUAAUUGGUUUAUAAACGUGCACUUUUUUGGAAGGUGAGUGACCCCCGCUGAGAUACGCGUGCACGCGCUUCUUAGAUCGAACGCAGGACUGUUGGACAUCAGUGUUUGCAGAUUAACUCACGGUGACCAGAGUUUUUAAACUGUGGUCACGUGGUAAUGACCCCCUAUUACCACCAGGGGGCGACCACGCUGCACCAACCACCGCCCGAAACCUGUCAAAGGUCAAAACCACUAAGAAAGACUGUGAUUAUUUCACCAACGCCUUAUCAGAGUAUUUUAAUCAAAUGAUCAAAUGAUCAAACGUGUCGUGGUCUGUAACCGUAACUUAUUGUCGCACAAAUUCAAGAGCAAAGAGGGAGAGACAUCCAGCAGACCCUCUAUGACUUAUUAAUAACACCUUUAGCUCGCAGAAAAAAAGGUCUCGUCUGUCCUUGUAACACCUUAAAAUGUCAAUGGCAUUUUCUUUCCUGAAGCAUUUAGACCUUCGUUAAGCUCCUUUACUCUGCCAGGGUCAAAGGUUAAACGUUCCCCAUGCAUCUAAUAUCCCGCGUGUGGUUACGGGGCCACAGUGAUUCUUUUGUUUUGUCCGAAGAGGCGGAGCGUCGCUUCGGCUUUUCACCCAUUAGAGGAUCGACGGGCGAGACACGUUCUGGAAAAGCCGUCUCCCCGCAGGCCGCGGCGCAGCCCGCCGCGUUAUUUCAGCCCCAGCGCCGCGCUCCCCCCGUCAGUGCGCGCUCCACUAUGGACCGCAACGGAGACGAGCGGCACAGGACGACGACGACGACGAGGAGCAGCAGCUGCGCGCCACAGCAUGACGGACGACAGGGGAACCGCGCCGCGCGCCCCGGAGGCGCCUCGGAUGCGGGGCGAAGGCGAGAGACUCCGAACUUUUGAGCGCUGGCCCGCGGACGCGCCCGUCGCGCCAGGGGAGCUGGCCGAGGCGGGCUUCUUCUUACUGGGCCCCGGGGACACGGUUCAGUGCUUCUGCUGCGGGGGGGUCUUGAGGUGCUGGGUGCGUGGGGACCGACCCGCCGCGGAGCACCGCAGGCACUUCCCCGACUGCGAGUUCGCGCUGGGCCGCGCCGCGGGCAACGUGCCGCUCCCGGCGGGCUCCUCGGACUCAGUGGACGGCCAGCUGUUGAGCCAGCUGCAGAGGAUGACCAUGGAGGAGCAGGGCGCGCCCGGGCAGGCCGUGUACCCGCAGCUGGAGGCCGAGGACUCCCGGGUCACCACCUUCCACAACUGGCCCGCCGAGGCCGUGGUCCAGCCAGAUGUUCUCGCGCGGGCGGGAUUUUUCUACACAGGCCACGGAGACAACGUCAAAUGCUUCCACUGCGACGGGGGGCUGAGGAACUGGGAGCCGGGGGACGACCCCUGGCAGGAGCACGCCAGGUGGUUUCCACGAUGUGAGUUUCUGAUCCAGGAGAGAGGCCAGGACUACAUCAGCAACGUGCAGGACUCUCACUUCCACCUGGGAGACACCGUGGGCGGGUCGCAGAGCUCCGCGGGCAGAGACGGGGGGUCCAGAAACGGCGUGGUGGGCGGUCUGGCGGCCUCCUCGGCCAUGCUCUCUCCCGUGGUGCAGACGGUGCUGCAGAUGGGCUUCGAGGCGGCCUUGGUGGAGAGCUUGGUCCAGACCAAGUUCCUCCUGACGGGGCAGCACUACACCUCCGUGUCGGCCCUGGUGUCCGACGCGCUGCAGGCGCAGCAGGAGGACCGCGGGGGGUCCCAGACCACCGAGGCAGAGACGAGGGAGGGCUCCAGCGUUGCCACCGUGAGGACACAAGCACUCGUCAGAGAGAGAGCGAAGGAGCCGAGCCCCGAGGAGCUGCUGCAGCAGCUGCAGGAGGAGAGGACCUGCAAAGUGUGCAUGGACAAGCUGGUGUCCAUGGUCUUCAUCCCCUGCGGACACCUGGUGGUGUGCGGCGACUGCGCCGCCAGCCUGCGGCACUGCCCCAUCUGCAGAGCCGUGGUCAGGGGCAGCGUCCGGGCCUUCAUGUCCUGAGGCGCCGAUUCCAAUAAAUAAUCAGACCGGUCCAUGUGUGUGUGUGUGUGUGCGUUUCAUACAUGACGGGGACGGCGUUAAAAGUCACGUUGUUUUAUUAGCUGACACGUAUUUACACAAACACGAUAAAUAGGAUUACACACAAUCAGGUCACAUGGAGGCAACACGGGGGAAGAAUCAACAAAAGGCCGCUUCCACUUUCUACACUUUCUAUACAAAGAUAACC
Messenger RNA from Pungitius pungitius (ninespine stickleback), 2725 nucleotides. It is a transcript of the gene birc7, whose product is annotated as baculoviral IAP repeat containing 7. The coding region runs from base 1306 to 2499 and encodes 397 amino acids. Lineage: Eukaryota; Metazoa; Chordata; Actinopteri; Perciformes; Gasterosteidae. Gene Ontology annotation, cellular component: cytoplasm; nucleus. The transcript has 7 exons. Gene Ontology annotation, biological process: regulation of cell cycle; positive regulation of protein ubiquitination; negative regulation of apoptotic process. Gene Ontology annotation, molecular function: ubiquitin protein ligase activity; cysteine-type endopeptidase inhibitor activity involved in apoptotic process. The record is from RefSeq and is a predicted model, not a curated record.